AUGCUUCACCGCGUGGCUGACGCUCUGGUGGCGAACGAGCAGCAGAUUAUGGAGGAGAACGACGUGGAGGAGGCGCGUGGUAAGAUCGCGGACGCGCUGCUGCAGCGGUUGAUUAUGAAGCCCCAGAAGAUCGCGCAGCUGGCGCAGGGCAUCCGCGCAAUCGCGGCGGAGGACGAGCCGAUUCGGCGCGUGCUGUCGCGCAUCGAGGUCGCAGACGGCUUGGUCUUGGAAAAGCAGACCGCGCCCAUCGGCGUGCUGCUGAUCAUCUUCGAGGCGCGUCCCGACGCGCUGCCCCAGAUCGCGUCGCUCGCGCUGCGCAGCGGCAACGGGCUGCUGCUCAAGGGCGGCAAGGAGGCGGCGCGCUCCAACGCUGCUCUGCACAAGGUCAUUGUGGACGCCAUCGGCGCCCUGGGCCCGGACCUGAUCGCCCUCGUCACCAGCCGCGACGAGAUCGCGGAUCUGCUCAAGCUGGAUGAUGUCAUCGACCUCGUCAUCCCCCGCGGCGGCAACGAGCUCGUCAGCCACAUCCAGGCCAACACCAAGAUCCCGGUGCUGGGCCACGCCGACGGCAUCUGCCAUAUAUACGUGGACAAGGCUGCUGACCUGGACAAGGCGCUGAAGAUCGUGGCGGACGCAAAGGCGGACUACCCCGCCGCCUGCAACGCGGUCGAGACAGUGCUGGUCCACGAGGCCCUGGGGGACGCGGGGGUGGACGCGCUGCUGCAGGCGCUGCGGGCAGUGGGCGCAGAGGUGCACGCCGGCGAGCGCCUCGCCGCGGCGCGCCCCGCGCUCGGCCUGCCGGCCGCGCCGGCCGCGCGCCACGAGUACAGCAGCCUUGGGGUGACCCUGGAGACCGUGGAGGCGCUGCAGCAGGCGAUUGACCACAUCCACGCCUACGGCAGCGGCCACACGGAGAGCAUCAUCACGGAGGACGCGGCGGCGGCGGACGCGUUUCUGCUGGGGGUGGACAGCGCGUGCGUGUUCCACAACGCGUCGACACGGUUCAGCGACGGGUUCAGGUUUGGCCUGGGCGCGGAGGUGGGCAUCAGCACGAGCCGCAUCCACGCGCGCGGCCCCGUGGGCGUGGAGGGCCUGCUGACCUCAAAGUGGGUCAUGCGCGGCAGCGGGCAGGUGGUGGCAAAGGACACCGGCGUCAACUACACCUUCAAGAAGCUGCCAACUAGCUAG
Monoraphidium neglectum is the source of this 1188-nucleotide messenger RNA. Its product is annotated as delta-1-pyrroline-5-carboxylate synthetase. The transcript is spliced from 8 exons. The record is from RefSeq and is a predicted model, not a curated record. NCBI's taxonomy places the organism in Eukaryota, Viridiplantae, Chlorophyta, Chlorophyceae, Sphaeropleales, Selenastraceae. Gene Ontology annotation, molecular function: glutamate-5-semialdehyde dehydrogenase (NADP+) activity; NADP binding. The coding region runs from base 1 to 1188 and encodes 395 amino acids.